AUGGCCAGCAGUGAUGCACAGAGAAAGAGAUUGGAGAGGGAAAAUGGUGUCCGAUGGUCAGAAUUGCAUGACCUGGUUUACUUUAACCUCGUGGAGUGCACUGUCAUCGAUCCGAUGCACAACCUGUACCUUGGAACAGCAAAGAGGAUAAUGGAGAAAUGGAGAUCUUCAGGUCUCAUCACAGAUGCACACUUGGCCGAAAUGCAGUUGGAUGCUGACAAGCUUGUACUGCCAGAGGACUACACGCCAUUAGGGACAAAGAUCGGGCGUGGCUUCCCAUUCAUGAAGGCCGACGAGUGGAAGUCUUGGUGCUUAGUGUACUCUCCUGUUCUCCUGCGUGGUCAUCUACCUGAAGCUCAUCUCGGUAACUGGACAACGUUUGUCAAUACAUGCCAGUACCUCUCAAUGCCAAGCAUAUCCAUGGCUCACCUUGAUGAAGCCCAUCAAUCUUUGGAGGCUUUUUGCAGAGAGUGUAAGAAGUUGUAUAAAGCCCCAUUCCUUUUGCCAAACAUGCAUCUCCAUCUUCAUCUGCGAGAGACUGUACUGAACUUUGGCCCGGUUUAUGGCUAUUGGCUUUUUAGUUUCGAAAGAUGCAAUGAUAUCUUGAAAAACUAUGCAACAAAUAGAAAAGACUGGUUUGAGGGAACCUAUAUGAAGAAGUAUCUUGAAGAAGUAUAUCAGGGAGAUCUUAUUUACCAAACUUUGUCAAUAAUUCGACCUGAGCAUUUGGCAAUCAUCCUUGAGCUCGCUGCAUCCACUGCCAAUUCCAUAGCCACUUCCACUUCCACUGCCAUCUCAAUUCAAUUCGAUAUCAAUGCUUUUCUUGAUUCUCCUGAGAUCAACUUUGAUAUUGUCAAGAGAAACAAGCCUUUGCCCCCUUCUGCACUUCCUUUAGCUCUAAAGGGGGAGAUUUCCAUGGAUGAAUCCGAGUAUGAGCAUUUGUUGGAAUAA
Molecule: messenger RNA, 951 nt
Organism: Phycomyces blakesleeanus NRRL 1555(-)
Lineage: Eukaryota; Fungi; Mucoromycota; Mucoromycetes; Mucorales; Phycomycetaceae
Exons: 1
Coding region: 1-951 (316 amino acids)
Source: RefSeq, a predicted model, not a curated record